Messenger RNA from Cajanus cajan (pigeon pea), 2187 nucleotides. RefSeq names its product E3 ubiquitin-protein ligase ORTHRUS 2. Gene Ontology annotation, biological process: negative regulation of gene expression via chromosomal CpG island methylation; protein ubiquitination. Lineage: Eukaryota; Viridiplantae; Streptophyta; Magnoliopsida; Fabales; Fabaceae. The record is from RefSeq and is a predicted model, not a curated record. Gene Ontology annotation, molecular function: metal ion binding; ubiquitin protein ligase activity.
CCUCAAAGGCUCAAACUAACUUACUUCCAGUGGAAAUGGCGCAGCAACUUCCGUGUGACUCUGAUGGCCAAUGCAUGCUUUGCAAACAGAAACCCUCUCCCUCCCAAACUCUCGCGUGUCGCACGUGCGCCACACCAUGGCACCUUUCUUGUCUCCCUUCGCCCCCUCUCUCCCUCUCCGACACCCACUGGGACUGCCCCGAUUGCUCCGACCUUUCCAAUCAUCAACCCGUUGCCCCCUCCGCCCAUCUUCUCUCCGCCAUUCGCCACAUUCAGUCCGACGCUUCACUCACUGACCAUCAAAAGGCCAAAAAGCGUCAACAACUCCUCGCCGGCGCCGGCGGAUCCUCCGCAGAGCCCUCCAAGACCACCGAUAUAUUCGACGGAAGCUUAAACUGCUCUUUUUGCAUGCAGUUACCGGAGAGACCAGUCACGACUCCUUGCGGACACAACUUCUGUUUGAGAUGUUUCGAGAAAUGGAUCGGACAGGGAAAACGCACAUGCGCAAAUUGCCGGGCUCUGAUCCCAGCGAAGAUGGCGAGUCAGCCCAGAAUCAAUUCCCAGCUGGCGAUGGCCAUUCGAUUGGCGAAAGUGGCCAAGUCAGGUGGGCCUUCCGGGGCGCCCAAGACUUAUCAUUUUGUCCACAAUGAGGAUCGGCCCGACACUGCUUUCACGACAGAGCGGGCUAAGAAAACUGGGAAGGCGAACGCCUGUAGUGGUAAGAUUUUCGUCACUGUUCCUCCCGACCACUUUGGGCCCAUUCCGGCUGAGAACGACCCGACUCGUAACCGUGGCGUUCUUGUUGGGGACACGUGGGGUGACCGCCUGGAGUGUCGGCAGUGGGGUGCUCAUUUGCCUCAUGUUGCCGGCAUUGCUGGACAGAGUGCUUAUGGUGCUCAGUCUGUUGCCCUUUCUGGUGGCUACGAGGAUGAUGAGGACCAUGGUGAAUGGUUCCUCUACACUGGUAGUGGUGGCAGAGAUCUCACCGGUAACAAGCGCACCUCCAAGGUCCAAUCCUUUGACCAGUCCUUUACCAGCUUGAAUGAGGCCUUGAGACUCAGCUGCAAAAAGGGUUUUCCUGUUAGGGUUGUAAGGUCGCACAAGGAAAAACGUUCCUCUUACGCACCAGAAUCUGGAGUGCGUUAUGAUGGGGUUUAUAGGAUAGAGAAAUGCUGGCGCAAGGAUGGAAUUCAGGGUUUGAAGGUCUGUAGGUAUUUGUUUGUAAGAUGUGAUAAUGAGCCAGCACCGUGGACGAGUGAUGAGUGUGGAGACCGACCCCGCCCGCUGCCUAAAAUUGAUGAGCUGAAGGGUGCAGAGGGUGUAACUGAGAGGAAGGGUGAUCCAUCAUGGGAUUAUGACGAGGAAAAGGGGUGCUGGUUGUGGAAGAAGCCUCCGCCAGAGAGCAGGAAAUCAGUGGAAACGGUGCAUAAAGAUGGGACAAAAGUGAGGGUUAAACGAAAAGCAAAGGAUGUGUCCGUGAAAGAAAGGCUAUUGAAAGAGUUUGGUUGCCAAAUCUGUCGCAAGGUGUUGUCUUCCCCUCUGACUACACCUUGUGCUCACAACUUCUGCAAAGCCUGUUUGGAGGGUGCCUUUUCUGGCCAAAGUUUCAUCAGAAACAGGGCUUGUCAAAGUGGACGCACUUUAAGAGCACAGAAGAGUGUUAUGAAAUGCCCAUCAUGUUCAAAUGACAUUGCUGACUUUCUCCAGAAUCCACAGGUUAAUCGAGAAAUGAUGGGUGUUAUAGAAUCACUUCAGAGCCAAGCCGAAGAGGAUGAAAAAUCUGAAGAGUCAAGUGAUAAAAAUGAUGAAAAUCUGCAUGAUGCGAUGGAGGUUUCAAAAUCUACUGAUUCUAGUGAGAAAGUCCUGGAGGAAAUUAAGGACAGUGAUUUGAAUCAACCACACAAACGAAGGAAAGAGUGAUGCAUGGCUGCGAUAUUUUUUUGGAUCAUGGAUUAUCAUUGAUGUUGAAAACAUUGAGUGCUAGUAUAGACUGUUAGACAUGACUUUGUAUGUGUUUCUGGUCUACUUUUGAGUGCUAGCAUUUAGUCUUGUGGUUUGGAUUGGAGGCUCCUCCGUUGGAAUAUUGCUAUCUCCUAUAUUGGCGGGUUUCAUGUCGGGAAAAUGAGAAUGAAUAUAUUUUCCGUUGUCACGCAUAUCACAAAGAAUUGAACUCUCUUUUCCGUAAAAA